Molecule: messenger RNA, 2157 nt
Organism: Tarenaya hassleriana
Lineage: Eukaryota; Viridiplantae; Streptophyta; Magnoliopsida; Brassicales; Cleomaceae
Product: fimbrin-2
Exons: 14
Coding region: 158-2143 (661 amino acids)
Biological process (GO): actin filament network formation; actin filament bundle assembly
Cellular component (GO): actin filament; cytoplasm; actin filament bundle
Molecular function (GO): actin filament binding
Source: RefSeq, a predicted model, not a curated record
AAUUUCUCUUCCUUUGAGACAGCUCUGCCCCUCUCACACCCCCAUUGUCACCCGAGCUCCACUGUUUCAGAGAAGAAGACGAAGAGGAAGAAGAAGAGGAAGAUCUGUUUGGUUUUCAGGGGCCGAUCGGGAUUCGCCGAUCGGAGGGGAGGACGAAAUGUCGGGAUACGUCGGAAUUCUGGUGUCGGAUCCAUGGCUGCAGAACCAGUUCACGCAAGUGGAGCUUCGGAGUUUGAAAUCUCAUUUUACGAGCAUGAGGAGGGAGAGCGGGAAGCUGACGGCGGCGGAUCUCGCUUCGAGAAUGUCGAGUUUGAAAGUGGUGGGAGAUCAGAACCUCAGCGAGGAAGAGAGAGCGUCUCUGAUCCAGAGUUUCCAUCCUUGUUUGAACGAUGAAGUCGAUUUCGAGUUCUACUUGAGGGUUUAUCUGAAACUUCAAGCGCAUGUGAACGCCAUUAUCGGGAGCGGAGCGAAGAACUCAUCAGCGUUUCUCAAGGCAGCGACCACCACGCUGUUGCACACGAUCAGCCAUUCGGAGAAGUCCUCUUACGUCGCUCAUAUCAACAACUACCUUGCCGGAGAUACAUUUCUGAAGAAGUACCUACCGAUUGAUCCCUCCUCGAACGAUCUCUUCGAGAUAGCAAAAGAUGGCGUUCUCCUUUGCAAGCUUAUAAAUGUGGCGGUUCCUGGGACAAUUGAUGAACGGGCAAUCAACACUAAGAGUCAGCUUAAUCCAUGGGAGAGGAACGAGAAUCAUACGUUGUUCCUUAACUCUGCCAAGGCAAUUGGAUGUACUGUGGUUAAUAUUGGAACUCAAGAUAUCAUUGAAGGAAGGCGUCAUCUUGUGCUGGGAUUGAUUUCUCAAAUCAUCAAGAUACAAUUGCUAGCAGACCUCAACUUGAAGAAAACUCCCGAGCUGGUGGAAUUGGUCGACGAUAGUAAGGAUGUGGAAGAGCUGAUGAGUUUACCACCUGAGAAAAUCUUACUGAGGUGGAUGAAUUUUCAGCUAAAGAAAACUGAGUACAAGAAAACUAUCACGAAUUUCUCUUCGGAUGUAAAGGAUGCCGAAGCUUAUGCUCAUCUUUUAAAUGUCCUGGCACCAGAGCACAUCAAUCCGUCGACUUUGGCUGCUAAAAACCCUUUUGAAAGAGCAAAGCUAGUUCUUGAACACGCUGAUAGAAUGGGCUGCAGGAGAUACCUGACUGCCAAGGAUAUAGUUGAUGGUUCCCCGAAUCUCAAUCUUGCUUUUGUUGCACAUAUAUUCCAGCACAGAAACGGGCUUUCAACGGAAACAAAACAGAUAUCUUUCCUUGAAACUCUACCUGAUGAUACUCAAAUAUCCAGAGAAGAAAAAGCAUUCCGAUUUUGGAUCAAUAGCUUCGAUAAUUCUCAUUACAUCAACAAUGUUUUUGAAGAUCUCAGAGAUGGUUGGAUACUAUUGCAGACGCUCGAGAAGGUGUCUCCGGGAAUUGUCAAUUGGAAAGUAGCAAACAAGCCUCCUAUCAAACUACCAUUCAAGAAAGUGGAGAACUGUAACCAAGUGGUGAAAAUAGGGAACCAGCUCAAGUUCUCCUUGGUUAACAUUGCUGGAAAUGACAUCGUUCAGGGAAACAAGAAGCUCAUACUCGCUUACCUGUGGCAAUUGAUGAGAUACAACAUCCUCCAACUUCUUAGGAACUUGAGAUUCCAUUCUUAUGGAAAAGAAAUCACCGACGGUGAUAUCUUGGAGUGGGCAAACACCAAAGUCAGAAACAACGGAAGCCAAAGCCGAAUGUAUAGUUUUAAGGACAAGAGCUUGUCUGAUGGAAUAUUUUUCCUAGAGCUGCUUAGAGCAGUCCAACCAAGAGCAGUAAACUGGAGUGUUGUCACCAAAGGAGUGUCUGAUGAAGAGAGAAAGAUGAAUGCGAGCUAUGUCAUCAGCGUCGCUAGAAAACUCGGCUGCUCAAUAUUUUUGCUUCCUGAAGACAUCAUUGAGGUGAACCAGAAGAUGAUGCUUACGUUGACGGCAAGUAUAAUGUACUGGCAUCUUAAACAGCCUGUUGAAGAUAAGCCUACCGUAUCUUCCGACAGCGACAGUGGAACCUCGACUUCUACUACUACUACUACUACUAUAGACGAUUCUUCUUCUGAAUCUUCUGUGGAAUAAAAUAAAAAAAAAUA